Molecule: messenger RNA, 3690 nt
Organism: Zygotorulaspora mrakii
Lineage: Eukaryota; Fungi; Ascomycota; Saccharomycetes; Saccharomycetales; Saccharomycetaceae
Gene: TOF1
Product: Tof1p
Exons: 1
Coding region: 1-3690 (1229 amino acids)
Biological process (GO): DNA replication checkpoint signaling; replication fork arrest; DNA repair
Cellular component (GO): replication fork protection complex
Molecular function (GO): DNA binding
Source: RefSeq, a predicted model, not a curated record
AUGGUUGAGUUACACACCGCUUUUAAUACAAACCUUUCCGAUGCUGAUGGCUCACUUACAGUUUUAAGGGCUCGUAUAGCUCUUUUAGCUACAGCAAUAGGAGGUCCCGAUUAUACAUCAAAAUUAGAUCCGCCCCCAUACAAGCUUGGCGACGACUGUUUGGCCUGCCUUAAAGAUCUGAAAAGAUGGUUUAAACUGGUUGAUGAUCAACAGAAUAGAUGGGAUGUUGCAAUGGCCGCUGCAGAGUAUCGCAUCCUGAUUGACGAUCUUCUGCCAAUAAUGAUUGACUGGGAGAAUAAAACGGCAUUAGCAAACAAACUAUCUAAACAGGACACCAGUACUGAUGAAUCUAUUAAAACCGUGGGAGGCCGAGAAUAUCAUGAUAAUAUAGCUUUGAAUAGCUUACAACUACUAGUAAUUUUGACUUGGCCAUUGACAUUAAAUGAGCAAUCUACGGCUGAUCAAAUACGAGUAUACUCUGAUUUGAAAAAGCAUCAAGUCGUUUAUAAAAAAAAGGUACUAUCUCUAGACAGGGGAAAAACUCUUAAAGCUGUUACGAGAUUGGCUUCCAAAGUCGUGAGAAUUAAUAAAUCGAAUAGAUCGCCUAAAGAUAAUAUGGUACUGAGAUUAACAUUGAACUUUUUGAGGAAUAUUUUAUCAAUUGGUCCAGCUGAGCUCAACAUAGCGAGGAACAAAAACAUGACGAACCGUGGUAUUAAUAUAACUGACACCUUGCCUCCUGAUGUAACACUGGAUGAUAUAUCACUGAGCUCCGUUAUAUCAGCUUUUCAACGCAAUAAAGUUUUUAAAUUGCUAUUACUUCUCUCGGGAUCAUCAACUGAAUUUGAUAACGAUUUCAUUGAUGUUCCCCUCAUGGAAAUUUUAUUUCAAAUAACCAAGGAAAUAAAUCAAGAAUCUCUAUUUUCGUGUGGGACAGAGCAGAACAACGAAAAUGAAAAGUUGGUGGCAAAGGAUCUUUCACCAACAUGUUCACAGCUGACAGAUUUGUUACAAAAGGAGAAAAUAUUGAGAAAAAACGUUUUACAGAACACCUCCACUAGACAUUCAAGGUUUGGUGCACUUUUAUCUAUAGAGACUGCUAAUAAAAAUAGGCUGACUGUCUCAGGAGGGAGCAAUCUUCGCAAUGAUAGCAUAGCAUUGAAAAAUAUUGAUAGUAGAAAGAAAUGGAACAAAAGAGGAACAAAAAAACGGGAUGACAUGGCUGUUGAAGGUUUGCCAAACACCUUGCUGAAAUCUCGACAUAGAUCAUAUAACUUCAGUUCGUCGACUUCAAAUUUUCUGAAAAAAUUCAUAGAUGACUUCAUAGAUUCAGGUUUCAACUUUUUACUUCAAAGGUUGACAAGCCACUUCACCACAGAACAAGAUCAAAUGAUGACGUCUGAACAAGUUGAAUACUUGAUGUUUUUUGCUUGGUUUACUAAAUUUCAGAGAAUAAGACCCAAAAGUGCUCUAUUAGGCGAUGUUUCUUAUAUUACUGGUGCAAUUGAUGAGACUAGCUUCAUACUACUAUCUUCAAUAUUACGUAAAAGUUAUGAAGAGAAAAACUGGGUUGUGGUGCAUGCAGGCAUGAUCGCAUUUGAUGAAUUGCUUCAAUUAGUCGGCUAUGCAAAAGAGAUCUGCUACGAUGAGAAUAUUGAGUUUAUUUUAAGCCGGCUCUUCAGUGACGAGAGAAUCAAGCUACUUUCGGAUAUACCCAAACAUGCCUACAAACAUACAGUACAGUAUAUGAAAAGUUGUGUUGACCUUACCCACACAGCAAUGAAACUGUUUGAACAAUAUGAUGAAGAAAAAUCUCUCAUUAUAACCAAAAAAACAAAGAAAAAACAACAUAAUAUUUCAGAAGCUGAAAUUGAGAACUUAGUGCAAAGUCAAGGAAUUGAUAGGGAUGAAGCUUUGGAAAUAUUGCAACCGUCGUUCAGAGAACAUGAGGUCAGUUUUGCUAAGAUUCAAAGACAGUAUUUUUGUGAGUCAACGAUUGAGACAUAUAUUAAUUGUUUGCAAAGAUUUCAAGAGCUGGAGGACUCUGAUAUUAAAAAAGGUAUAUCAUUUCUGCAUCGUGUGAUAACUCGAGAAUCUGAAGAAGCUCUAUUGUUUAGAAUUGAUUUUAUUGUUCUGCUUCGGAAUAUGCUAUCAACAGGUGGAAUCUCAAGAAGAAGUAGGGUCAGGAAGCAUGUCGAAUCAUUUUCCAAUUUUUUUUUAUACAGAUUGAAAAAAAAGUUGAAAGAUUCAAGUUCAUGGUUUAUUGCUCUAUUAUUUCCUCUAUUGCACAACAGUGACAUCGGAUAUUUCCAAAAAUAUGGGGAAAGAAAAGAUCAAGAAAAAUAUGGUUUAUAUGCUGUUCCGCCAAGUGAGUUCAGGCACAUCGAGGAUGAGGAGCAAUUGCCAGAUUCUAUUUUAGCAGAUAUCCAGCAUGGCCUUUUAACAUCUGCUCUUAUUGACAGUGGAAAAAUCGACCUUCUCACCACCUUAAUAGAACAUAUGUCAAACUCACUAAAAAACUUCAGAGUGUUUUUGUCUUUAAAUGUGAAGAAGGGAAAUGAGUCACUCAACCCACCUAAUGAACUUUUAACUUGGGUAGAGUCAGACGAACCAAGUCCAUUAUUAGUGGAUGGUGAUUUCAGAGCCCUAUUGCAAUUGGUUGGCUAUCACAUUCCAGAAUCUGCUAACGAUAGUUGUUACCUUGUAGGCUCCGUAGAUGUUCCAGUCCUUGAACAGUCCCUGCAAACUAUCCAGAAAUACUUAUCAACCCCAUUUGAGACCAGAAAUGGAUUUCCGUCUUCGUCUUAUCUAAUUAGGCCCCGAGUCCAAAAUAUCGAUAGUUUCAAAGAGGAUGGAACUUAUGAAGAGGAUAAUAGUCAAUCCUAUGAGGGUCCGGGUAUUGUUUCUGACAAUGACGUAAAUGAAUGGGGUGAGGACAGUUAUUUCAACGAUUUGGGUAAUGAGAUGAUAGAAAAGAUAGAAGGAAGAACGCUCGAAAAAGGUUUGGCUAAAGCAAAAAAGUCCAGAAAGUCCCGGAAGAUUGAGAGAAAGACUACAUCCAAGAGACGAAAAAUCAGAUCAAAUAUUCCCCUGUUUGAUACGAAUGAGCCAGAAAAAGUUCAUUCCGGGAAAGCGAGACAAUUUGUCCCAAGCAAAGAAUAUAUAAGUGAUUCGGAUGACGGCGAGGAUUACGUGAAUCCUAUUUUUUUCGAAAAUGAAAUGUACAUGCGAUUCUUAUUGGACAGAUACUCUGGUCAGCUCACGGAAGACAAAUAUUCUCUAUUUGGGAAGUUUGCUGCUGAAAGAAUGAACAACGGGGGUCAAAUCAUAUCUGAUUUCACUAAUCUGUUUAAUGGUGAAGUGCCCACUGUUGACUUCUUGGCACAACGCACUCAAUCGAGCAGCGGCCCCGAUAGAUCGCUUAUUUCACUCUCGAGUCUUAUUUCUAAAGAAAUUGGCAACUCAAGAGGCAACAACACUUCGGUGGAAAUCCAAGGAGCUUCUGUGGGGUAUGAUUUCCAAGAAGACCAAGAAGAGUAUUCUUCGCCCACCAGUUCCUCAAAAAAUAUCGAGAAAAACCCUACGGAGAAUUUCAAUAUGGAAGAGUCUAUGAGGGAAGAGGAAGAAUUCAACGAACCGUUAAUAUCCAGAAAGAGGCAGAAGAUUAUUAUACAAGAUGACGAUGAUUGA